ACAUAACAAAGAAGAUUGUAGAAAGUAUCUAGAAAGUCAUAUAACAUGUACCGCAUCGAUGCGUCAUCUAAGGGGUUUUUCCAUGUAGAGACUUUAUGACGAUUAUGUUGGAAUUAUUCUGGAAUUUAUAGUAACGAGAAAUGAGUACAGCAGCAGCUAAAUAUUUCUCAAAAUUGAAGUCGACGUCCGAUUCUGAGGUGUACAAGACUUUAUUAGAAAUUCGGAAGAAUGUGUCCAACACGAAAGAAGGUGUCGAGCUUCUUCUAGACAAUAAAGUUAUUCAGAUUUUAGUUCAUUAUUUGCGUAAACCAAACGAGAACAUCGUAGACGUAUGUUUAAGUAUUUUGGGGAAUGCGUGCUUACAGAGGCCUGCACGGAACCAGGCAUUAGACGCUGGAGUGUCAGAAGCUCUUGUUCAGUUACUGCGCCAAGAGGAACAGAGGGAUAGUAUUCGAGGAAGAGCUUGCCGUCUUGUGGGAAACCUUGCACAGGACCGCACGUUGGCAGACAGACUGCACCGUGCUGGUAUUUCAUCUGUUCUAGCUCCUAUGAGCGGUUCAGACGGUACUAACUCUUUAGCUACCAUUCAGAUGCUAGUGAGAGCCAUCAGAUUGCUGUGGAGUGUUUCUCAGUAUAGAACAGAGAUGUUGGAACUCAAUUUGGUCCAGAAUGUAGCAGUUCAUUUAAAGACAUCACAGGAAAGUGCUGUGGGAAAAGAACUUGUGAAAGCGGUGCUCAAGGCACUCACUGUAAUAACAAACCAUUGUACUGAUGUUUGUGCUGAACAGGUACAUGCAGGAUCCUCCAAAUUCACAUCUCUGUUACCACUGGCAGCAGAUCCGACUCUACGAGAAUCAGUUCUUAGUACGGUUUUGAACUUGUGUCACAUAGAAAGUCAUCGGCCUGAAUUGGGAAAUGCUGGAACUGUUGAAAUACUCUUAGAUGCCCUAAUGGAUCCCAGUAUAUCAUACACAGAUCUGCUUUACCAGACUGCCUUUAAUGCCUUGUGCCUUCUGACUCGUGAAUCUGUAAACCGUGCUAAGAUUCGACAUGCUGGAGGACUUGCUGUUCUUUUAAGUGCCUUGCAUCGUGGGACAGAACCAAUAGCAAAUGCUCAGAGGACACAUGCACUCCAUGCACUAGUGCAAUUUGCAUAUGAUGAUCUGGGCAUGACAGAGUUGCUGCAGGCUGGACUUUUUGGAGCACUAUCAACACACCUAGCAGCAUCUGUAGAACGUUGUGGUCCUAAUCAUGGACACAAAAUUCAUGAAAAAAACAAGGAUAGGUCAUCCAGCCAUCAGAGCAAUAGAAAGAGAGUUCGUGUUAGCAGCCCAAGCUAUGUUGCUGUCAAGAAAGAGCGAGAGCUGAGCAGGUCGUGGUCAUCAGAUUGUAUGGAUGGCAAUGACAUUCAGAUGAUAGGAGACUGGAGCCCAACUAGUUCUCAUAGCUUUUGUUUCUCACCGGACGGACCAUCUUCACCAUCUCCAAGUUCAGCUUCGUCUUCUCCACCACCAACACCAACAGAAUAUGACUGGCCUGAUUUAUACUCUCCUGUAACAGCUGAAUAUAAUGAAAGCAAUGAUGAAGAGGAGAUGGGACUUCAGGAAUCAUGGAAAGACAUGAUUGAAGACAGUGAAGCUGAUAGUGAUACUGACAUGGGACCUCCAGAGGUACCUCUCCCAUGCAGUGGUAAUGAUUUGGGCUAUAUCCUUGUGUUGCUUUCAAGAGUUUCACAUAUGGACUCACUGUCUGAAGGACAGGCAUUAGCACCUACUCUUGAAACACUGAUAGAUUACAUUGUGCAGAUGGAGACAGCACAGCAUUGUGCUUCCAAGAUUCUUGCUCGUAUAAUAAGAAACAGGAAAUGCUUCUUGCCAUUAGUCCAGCAAGGAUUUGUGCUUUCUGUUCACUGCCGAUGCAUGUUGCCCCGACAUAAAGACUGUGAGAAAUGUUCAGGAGUUGAAGCAUUUGGUGCCACAAUAUUGCAACAAAUAUCUGUACAGGCUGAAUCAUCAUUUGGGACUGGUGAAAUGGAACAUGUUCUACAUUGUGGAGAAAAGGAAGUUCGUGCAGUUCUUGCACUGAGCAUACCUCACAUUAUCAAGAAUACAUCAAAGCUGCGUAAGUUGUUACUUGGAUGCCAUGCACUGGAUAUUAUUCUAUCAAUUUUGGACAGUCAAGAUAUGGAAAAAUGUUUGAAAUAUGCUCCCCACAGCCUCCAUGCUCUCUGCCUUUCACUCAGUAUCAGCAAUCCUGCUGAAAAGAGACAUUUCAAGGAAGCAUUAACUGAAUUUAGUCGCUCAGUUAAUGAUUGUUCGGAGACAACAGGCGACAAAUAUGUGACCAUCCUAUUAGACUGUGGAACAAGGAUAACUGCAGACCGAGAUAUAUUGUGUAGGAGCUCUCCAUUUUUCUCUGCAAUGAUGUCAGAAACAAGCAGUUGGAGUGAAACAGGAAAAAAGGAGAUAACAUUGCAUGAUGUAGCUGCCACACCAUUAAGGCUUCUACUCUCAAUAGCUGUCCAUGGCCAUCCAACAGAAAGCCUCUACAAGAAAGCUGGUCUUACAGAUGUUCUUAAUACCAUUGCUUUGCUUGACAGAUUUCUUUUCGAUGGUGCAGACAAGCUGUGUACAAUGGUACUGCAGAGAUUCUUGUCGCCCAGCUCUGUUGCAUCAGUGUAUUUGCAAGCUGCACAAUGCGGACAACCAGAAUUGAUGACGUGCAUUCGACUAGGUGCACUGAGAUAUUUACUGAUAGCUAAAAUGCUUCCUACAGAACGGCAGCAUUCUUUCAGAUUGUUGCUGCAGUCACAGAAGCGAGAUAUUUUUUUGUCUGAUAUUUCAAGGCUUCUUAGAAGUGAACUAACGUGUUAAAACUAUUAUGUAGCUAAUGUUUUUGAGCGUCUUUUACAUAAAAGUUUCUCUCUAGUCUGUCAUAUUGACAGGAAUGUAAAAUACUAAAAUAGCUUAUCUCUUUUUUUUUAUUGUGUUAAGUUUGGUGCUAUGUGAUAAUUUACUGUACCUGAUAUUUGUAACUGAUGUUCCCUGAUAAACCUUGUGAAGUCAACCAUUUGUGAGAUUAUGGGGAUCUAUAUGAGACAGGGAGUCUGCUCUCAGGAUGACAUUGUACUUUUUUGAGAAAGUUGUGCACUGUUGCACACAGCUGGCAAAUACAGAAGUUAUUUUAGUAGGAACAUGCUGAGAAGGUUGCAAAUGGAUCCUCAUGUGACAGACAAAAUAGUGAUGUUUAUAAUAUGGGUGGAGGGAAUCUACUUCCAAAUGACGGUUGGAAAAAUGUAGAAAAACAUAAUUUGCAACCUUUUAGACCGAGGGGCUUCUUCUGCUAGAAGAGUGGAAAAGUUUUGAGGAAGGGAGAAUGGCAAGGCUUUGUUCAGUAUUUUAUGUCAGAAAGCCACUGUCUCUUUUAAUAAUUGAGCAAUCUUUUUUUUAUUAGAUUAAUGUAAUAUUUACAGUUGCUACAGUAAUACAUAAACACAACACUCUGUCUUUUUGUAGCGGAAGAUCACUUUUCCCUUGAUUGUUUUCUUUGUGUUGCAUUCUUUCAAUUCUGUACAUUGACCUUCAUUAUGAUGCAAAGUUAGAGAAAAAUAUAAAAAGCAUUAAGCCAUUUACUUUUUGUAAUAAUGUGCUAAAGAUAAUAAAAUAGUUGAAAGGUUUCCUUUUUAACACUCUAAAAGAAAUGUUAAAAAUGUAGUCAAACGACACUGCUAUUUUAUCCAGUGCUUUGAUACACCCUUAUCAGAAAUGUAUCUUUCAUGUUUGCUACUGGAAAGCAAUGAAUCAUCUGUAGCAGCAAUAUCACACUCAAACUGUACUGCAUUAUUCUAAAGACAUAUUUUGUAAAUGCAUACGAAGUAUCAAAGUCAGAAGUGUAACUUAUGUUUAGUGGACCUAACAUGAAUGUUGGAAACACUGUAUGUAAUGGAACUUCACAACAGAUUAAAAGUUUUUGACUAAACAAUACUUGAAUGCAGACCCAUACUUACUUAUUGGAGAGUGAAUGUGUAAUGUUUGAAACAAUUAUGUAGGCCGUGGCUUUAUUGUACUUCUCUACAUCCUGUCUCCCACAAACUCUAUGUCAGUAAGCUUUGCGAAAGAACCUCUGCACAGUUUGGUAGGAAAGGAGUGCUACCAUAUUGAGGCUUUAGGUAAUGCCAUGGGGCAUGUUAAGGGAACUCUUUUGGUAGAACAUUGCCAGUGAAAGGAAAAGUUUAGUGUUCAAGUCCUGACUUGAUAGCAGUUGUAAUCUGUGAGGAAUAUAAAUAACAACAUUGGAAAUAUAGGGUGGAAUAUGAGCAGUGUAAUGAGUGUAGAAAACUUGUCAACAUGUCAUGUCAGCAGUUUCCCUGUGUUCUAUCUUCCCUCAAGAUUUCUCAAGCUAUCUGUUCCUGUGUACCGCAUGUCAUUACCAGAAUGUAUUGAGACAAGCUUUCUCUGGUGAAAUAUUCCUUCUCCUUCUCCUAGACAUUGCCCUCCAUUUCCUCUUGACUCAUGUUCGCUUCUCCCACACCACUAAAGGCAAUACCUUACACCUGUUAGGCAGCAAGAUUGGGGCAAUGUAGUUAGGUUUUCCCAUACAUGUAUGCAUGUAGUCUGAGAGUGAAUACAAGUUUCUCAGCUGAGCUAAUACAUACAAGAUUUUGUUUAUAAGUAUAUCCACCACUCUGUGUAAGCCUCCAUAACAGAGUCAGCAGCUAUCUGUACUUAUUUCUUUAGUUACAGGUACACACAUGACUGCAGAGUGAAACUUUCAUUCAGAACUGUCUCUGGUAUCGAGGAUAAGAUAACCAAUAUGUUAAUAAUUUUUCUGUAUUUCAUACCCUUUACUACAACAGAAACAACAGUAAUGGUCAAAUAUAACAUUUUCAUUUAAUAAAGGGA
This is a messenger RNA of Schistocerca serialis cubense, 4901 nucleotides long. Its product is annotated as armadillo repeat-containing protein 5-like. Gene Ontology annotation, molecular function: protein binding. Gene Ontology annotation, biological process: anatomical structure morphogenesis. The record is from RefSeq and is a predicted model, not a curated record. The transcript is spliced from 13 exons. NCBI's taxonomy places the organism in Eukaryota, Metazoa, Arthropoda, Insecta, Orthoptera, Acrididae. Gene Ontology annotation, cellular component: cytosol. Bases 141 to 2873 code for a protein of 910 amino acids.